AUGGAAUUCUAUGAAAAUGAUGAAGUCGAAGAGGAGUGCUGUGAUUCAUUUGCCAGUGAUGAUACCAGUGAGAGUGAUUUCGAUUUCGAUUAUGAUGAACUAGUCGAUGAUUUAGAUGAGCUUGAACUUUCUGAUGAAGAUUUGGAUGUAUAUACAGAGGAGCUGGAUUCAACCAAUGAAAGUCAUAUCACGGAUGGCGGCUUUACCUCAAUCUCUCUCAAAGAGCGAACUUCAGUUCCAGUCUUUAGGACCUUUUUUACUGAGGAAAUUUUAAACCUGAUCACUGAUCAAACAAACAUUUAUCGAAAAGGAAAGGAACGAGAUAACAAUCAGAAGAAAAUGAGUAACUGGAAGGAUGUUAGCAACAAAGAGAUUGAAUCGUUUCUCGGAUUGACUAUUCUAAUGGGUAUCAAUAACUUGCCAAAUAUGAAACUUAAUUGGAGUAAAGAUAUGAUAUUCCAUAAUGCAUUUAUUUCUUCUAUCAUGUCAAGAAAUCGUUUUCUUCAAAUUUUUUAUAAUAUACAUUUGGCUGAUAGCUCAUUGCAACCAAAACGGGUGUGGGUGUGGGUGUGGGUGUGGGGUGUGGGUGUGGGUGGGUGUUGGUGUGGGUG
Messenger RNA from Rotaria sp. Silwood1, 611 nucleotides. NCBI's taxonomy places the organism in Eukaryota, Metazoa, Rotifera, Eurotatoria, Philodinida, Philodinidae. The record is from the annotation of a GenBank genome assembly.